UCACUUCUUCUUCUUCGUCUUCUUCAAAAGCAGAAAGAGCUUGAAUCUUUGGAGCCAGAAAUGUCUCUAACGUGCGUGAAAAUGUCGGAGGACGUGUGGCUAACUUGUAUGACGCAUGCAUUGUCCACCGAGACCGAAGAGAUCAUGGGUCUCCUCCUUGGUGAUAUUGAGAACUCUGCAAACGGGGGAGUCACUGCAGUAAUUUGGGGCGCAUCACCUCAGACACGAUCAGAUCGGAGGAAGGACCGUGUUGAAACUAAUCCUGAGCAGUUGGCUGCUGCAUCAGCUCAAGCCGAAAAAAUGACAAUAUCAUCUGGAAGAACAACAAGAGUGAUCGGGUGGUACCAUUCACAUCCUCAUAUUACAGUUCUUCCUUCCCAUGUCGACGUAAGAACUCAGGCCAUGUAUCAACUUCUAGAUACUGGGUUCAUUGGGCUGAUAUUUUCCUGUUUCAGUGAAGACGUAAACAAGGUUGGACGAAUACAAGUCAUUGCCUUUCAAUCCUCAGAUGGGAAGCAGCAUCAUAUGUCAAGACCUAUAUCUUUAUCUCCAGUAAAUAAAAGUUCAAUUAUAGAAGUUGAAUCGUCUUUAAGUACCUCAGAAGGUGCAUCAGUAAGAUAUGGCUCUGCUAGAGCAGAAGCUGUUGAACAAGACACAGCUGAUUCAAGAACUUCUGGAAUUAUAAAGGGUGGCGGUCGAUCUUCAGACCUUGGGCUUUUCUUUGCUGGUGCUGAGGUAAAUCAUCUAGAAAGAGAAACAAUUGGAGGGAAUUACCCCACGGAAACUUCAGCCAAUAAUAUUGUUGAUGUAGAUCCCAUGGAUAUGUCUGAGGGUAUGCAAGAAGCAAUGCACCGUUCGAAUAUGGAUAUGAGUGGUGCUGAGUAUGUCAGAAAAGAAGUUCCUCUUUAUGUUUUACCGACCUCUUCUCUCAUUAAGCUUGAUUCACCUCUAAUGUCAUUUACGGAAUUGCAACGAGUACUAUAUGAGGAGGAGCGAGCAGCCUAUAACCAAGCAAUCUCGCAAAAUAUGAGGGAUGGGAAAAUGCAUCCACUUACUUUCAUACAUCACACAUCAAUGUAUCAAUCUUCCAUGUGCAAAUUAAUCGAAUAUUGCUUAAGUCCUGCCAUAUAUGCACUGCAGUGUCGGUUAAGAGAAAAUGAAAUUCGGUUGGCAUUGCUCACCGAUGAAGUGAAAGGUUUGGAGAACGAAACACGUAGAGGAAGUGAGUCAAAUUCUGGAUCCUCUCGUCAAGUUCCAUCACCUGCACUCCGAGGAAGCGCUCCUUUAGGCCAUCGGGAACUGUUUGGUCCAGCUGGAUCUAUCAGUCCGAGGAGUGUAGCUGGAGGUAGCCGAAGCAGAAAAGGAUCAUCAUAGCGGAAUCAACAGGAAAUCCACGGAAUACAUGUGGUAUUAUUUGGAUAGCAUUGUUUUGUUAAAACCAGUUAUGCCUGCGCUUAGUAUGAAAUGUGUUGUGAAAGUUGUAUCUCUGGUAUAGGCUAUACUUUGUUCUUUGAAAUUAAGAUACCCUAUUUAGUCAAAAGAGGACAACUGUGGUGCAAAUCACAUCUGUAUAUUACAUGCAGAUCUAUCAAAAAUUUCAGCAUAUUUGUUUCAU
This is a messenger RNA of Fragaria vesca subsp. vesca, 1615 nucleotides long. RefSeq lists its product as uncharacterized. Lineage: Eukaryota; Viridiplantae; Streptophyta; Magnoliopsida; Rosales; Rosaceae. Gene Ontology annotation, molecular function: metallopeptidase activity; cysteine-type deubiquitinase activity; polyubiquitin modification-dependent protein binding. The record is from RefSeq and is a predicted model, not a curated record. Bases 61 to 1374 code for a protein of 437 amino acids. Gene Ontology annotation, cellular component: BRCA1-A complex; BRISC complex. The transcript has 10 exons. Gene Ontology annotation, biological process: double-strand break repair.